Messenger RNA from Mucor mucedo, 780 nucleotides. Its product is annotated as 60S ribosomal protein L21-A. The record is from RefSeq and is a predicted model, not a curated record. Gene Ontology annotation, biological process: translation. The coding region runs from base 218 to 700 and encodes 160 amino acids. Gene Ontology annotation, cellular component: ribosome; cytosolic large ribosomal subunit. NCBI's taxonomy places the organism in Eukaryota, Fungi, Mucoromycota, Mucoromycetes, Mucorales, Mucoraceae. The transcript is spliced from 4 exons. Gene Ontology annotation, molecular function: structural constituent of ribosome.
GGAAUUUCUAAUUUUCUAACCUGUUUGGAUAUCCUAUUGUUCCCAAUUCUAAAAACAAAAAAAAAUAACCAUUUGCCUUCUUAUUUUUGGAGUGCGCGCGCACGCGGGAAGGGAGGCUAAGCCACAUCAAUUUUUUUUUUCUUUUCUGAGCCUUUAAUAAUAAUUUUUUUCCUCUCCAACAUUUUUUUCGGUCUCUUUCCAUACCACUUCGUACAAGAUGCCUCACUCGUUCGGUCUUCGCGCUCGUACCCGCCACAUGUUCUCUCGUAAGUUCAGAGAGCAUGGUUCCAUCCCUCUCACCACUUACUUGAAGACCUACAAGGUUGGAGAUAUCGUUGAUAUUAAGGCUAACGCUGCCGUCCAAAAGGGUAUGCCUCACAAGUUCUACCACGGUCGUACCGGUGUCAUCUACAACGUCACCAAGUCUGCCGUCGGUGUCCUCGUUCACAAGAACGUUGGUAACCGUUAUUUGGAGAAGCGUGUCAACGUCCGUGUUGAACACAUUAAGCACUCCAAGUGUCGUCAAGAGUUCUUGGAUCGUGUUGUUACUAACGCUCAAAAGAAGAAGGAAGCCAAGGAAGCUGGUGUCUCUUUCAACCUCAAGAGACUCCCUGCUCAACCUCGUGAAGCUCGUCACAUCUCUACCAAGUUCAAUGUUCCUCAAACCAUUGCUCCUAUUGCUUACGAGACUCUCUUGUAAAGAAUUAAACUUUUUUCUAUUUCGAGAUUUACAUCGUCUCCUAAUUUAAGUUAAAAUAAAAAAGUUUCUAAUACUUUAAA